Molecule: messenger RNA, 1443 nt
Organism: Physella acuta
Lineage: Eukaryota; Metazoa; Mollusca; Gastropoda; Physidae
Source: RefSeq, a predicted model, not a curated record
UCUGGGGUGUACUAGUUUUUAAACAGUUCCGCUAGACACACCCGACAUUCGCAUUCGCUAGUUCACUAUCAUUUGGAUUGUAUUACUUGAGUAUUACUCUGUUAGUAAUAUCAUUUGAAGUUUUAUUAUAACAUUUCGUGAAAAAAUACCUGAAAUAAGACACCAUGCGAAAAGCUACACUCUCACCAUUCCAGGUAGAGAAGUUAAAGUACUAUUUCCACUUUUUUGAACCUAAUUCAGAUGGAAGCCUGGACAUAACAAGUGUUGACAGACUUAUGAAGAGAGUCUUGACCUUCACCAACUGGGAUCCAAAAGGCACCAAAGCCAAGGAGUGUGAGGAGAUCCACCAUGCAUUUUUUGAGGUCCUCUUUGAGAAAGCUCGAGUUAAACCAGGCGGAGCCAAAACCAUCUCCCUUGAAGUCUGGCUAAACAUGUGGGCCAGCGUCCUACAAGGUUGUAUGGGAGUCCAUCAUUUCCCGAUCUGGCUCAGGAUCCUACCAAAGACACUCUUCAACAUGAUCGACAGAAACAACGAUUCCGUGGUGGGACCUACAGAGCUGGUCGCCUUCUAUAGAGACAUGGUCAACAUUCCAGAACAGGAAGCGGAAGCGAGAGCACUCUACGCUUACGACCAAAUGACCGACAGUGGGCGCUGGCCGCUGAACAUUGAAAGCUACGAGAUGAUCUUCUCCAACUUCCUCAUCGGGAAAACCCCCUUCGGCCCAGGGCGUCACAUCUUCGGCUGCUUCGAACACAACGCCCAGAAAUUUGAGCUGAUUCAACCGGCCACGGACAACGAGAAGGAGGACGUCACGCCCCUGGUCAAGCCGGCCAUCCCAUGGGAGAAACCCAAGCCCAAACGACAGAAUUCCCGGGGAAAUUUCUUCUAGGGGAUAACGACAAUAACAAAAUUAGUUACUGAAAUUGUUAAUCAAUGUCUUAUAGCGGUGCUUGGAAUUUGUUGGUGUAUAUAUAGUUUGAGCAUUUAGUUAAAUGCAAUUAUAGUGAUAUAUAUGCUAUAUAUAUAUACAAUAUAUAUGGCGUGUAUAAUCAUACGUCAGUUACUUAAAAAAAAAUAUAUGUAACAAAUAAAGUUUUUAUAAAUUCUAAAUAAAACAUGUAGGUGUAGGCCUAUGAAGUUAUCUAUGAAGAACAAAAAUGUGUUAUUAUUUAGCAAUAAUUACUUAUAGGUUAAUUUAUCUACACGUUAAGGUAUUAAGAAUUGUCCAAGGGUUUCAGUGGUUGACUUGGUAAAAUUAAAGUAUCGAAUUUACGACGCCAACUCGUGAAGAAUAGUAUAGUAACUGAAAUCGUUUCACAAUUGACACUAUCAGUAAGCUCUGCUGUCUCAAAGAAUUGUUUCACACACCAUGUUGUACGUAUGAAUUCCCAGACGUGGAUAAAAACUUUCAGUCCAAGUGCAGAUGAUGUAGAGUUCACCUG